Neoarthrinium moseri is the source of this 972-nucleotide messenger RNA. RefSeq lists its product as uncharacterized. The transcript is spliced from 5 exons. Lineage: Eukaryota; Fungi; Ascomycota; Sordariomycetes; Amphisphaeriales; Apiosporaceae. Bases 1 to 972 code for a protein of 323 amino acids. The record is from RefSeq and is a predicted model, not a curated record.
AUGAAAAACUUCUCCAGCAUUCUCCUUUCGCUAUCCCGCAAGUCCUGCUUCACAGCCAUGGCGACCCCUAAGAAGCUCAAAGUUGCGGUCUUGGGCCCAUCAGGCCAAUGUGGCCAGAGUGUGGUCAACGAGCUUCUAUCUCGCAACCAUGAUGUUGUCGGACUAUCUCGCAACCCACCAAAAACUUGGACCUCAACAACCAACACUGGCUCCUACACAGCCGAAUCUGUUGAUGUUUUCGAUGACUCAAGCCUUGCCCGAGCCUUUUCGAAGGGCUAUGAUGCUAUAGUAUGCUCGUACGCACCGCCCCUCGGCGACUUUUCGAAAUUGUACCAGCUUGGUGUCGAGGGCCAUGCAAAGAUCAAGACAGCUCUGCUUGCCUCUGACCACAAGGGGCCUUUCGUGGUAAUUGGGGGCGCUGGGUCGCUUCACUGCGCCGACAGACGUCAGCUGGUCGACCAGCCGGACUUUGCCUUUGGCUGGUGGUACACCUGGCCAAGCCAACACGUUGAGUAUAUGCGUGUGCGUGCCUCAGACCAUGGCGCGUCUUUCUUCUCGCGGUUCAUAGGGGGCUUUGCUUGGGCCAGACAAACCGUGGAGAAGACUGGCUUGCUUUCUACAGUUCUGCGUCCUUUCGCACGGCUGUAUUUGCGAUGGGCUAAGAAAUUCCUAACCAGCAACGAAACCAUCUCGCUCAUUACACAGUCCAGAAUUGCUCUUCGCCUGUGGCAAGGCGUUACGGAAAAGCCGUGGACGUUCUUGUCACCACCAGGCCAACUUCGCGACAAAGGAGUCAGAACCGGACAGUACCGUGUGUACGUCGAUACCGCAGAGGACCCUGCAGUGGAAGCCACUGAGCGAGGAAUAUACAACGAAGAUAUGGCGGUUGCAAUUGUUGACGAGGUUGAAAAGAACCAGCUGAAUUGGAAGCACUGGACUUGUACUGGGCCGAUUGACUUGGGAAGAUGGUAA